Molecule: messenger RNA, 2521 nt
Organism: Oryzias latipes (Japanese medaka)
Lineage: Eukaryota; Metazoa; Chordata; Actinopteri; Beloniformes; Adrianichthyidae
Gene: avpr2ab
Product: arginine vasopressin receptor 2a, duplicate b
Biological process (GO): positive regulation of vasoconstriction; cellular response to hormone stimulus; regulation of systemic arterial blood pressure by vasopressin
Cellular component (GO): plasma membrane
Molecular function (GO): vasopressin receptor activity; peptide binding
Source: RefSeq, a predicted model, not a curated record
ACCAAACCCCUCACACCUGCCUCAGCAUCUGAGCCUCCCAGUCCUCCCACUCGUCUUCAUCAGCCGCUCGUGCAAUUGUGCGUUUAAAUCCGUGCUGCUCUUUGAUGGUUUUAAAAAGGGCCGACAACAAACAUUCAUCAAAGUGGAACCAGCAGCACGUGGUCUUCAUCAAAACCUUCAGCAAGGGAAUCAAUCUACCACACCUUCAUCACAAUAUGGGUUCCAGCUCCAGUUGCACCCUAUUUUUUUUACACGAACUGGACAGAUUAAAGUGGGAGGGGGGAUGUGAGACGAGGGGGGUGGCUGAGGGGAGGAGAGGGUUGUGAGAGUUGGAAGAGGUCACCGUGAGAGAAAUAAGUGAAUGGAAAGCCCAGCAUGGAUGCAGCUCGUGUGUGCAGCUGCAGCACGCUGUCCUGCAUCCCUCAGACCCUUCACAGGACCCCGAGGUCAAGCUAGCGUGCCUGUUUCCAUGGCAACACAGAGGUACCCAUCUGUGAACGGGACAGCAAUCCCAGAGACCCCUGUGGGUUCAAACGCUACAAUCUUUGAGCGGGACGCUCUGCUGGCCGUGGCUGAGGUGGUGGUGCUGGCUGUCAUCCUCGUGAUGGCGUUGCUCAGCAACGGGAUGGUGCUGAUGGUGUUGCUACGGCGGGGGAAACGUCACAGCCCGCUGCACCAGUUUAUGCUCAACCUCUGUGUGGCUGACCUGGUGGUGGCGCUGUUCCAGGUGUUACCCCAGCUGGUGUGGGACGCCAAGGGCCGCUUUCCUGGUCCUGACUUCUUGUGUCGCCUGGUGAAAUACCUCCAGGUCCUCGGGAUGUUUGCAUCCUCAUACAUGAUAGUAGCCAUGACGGUGGACCGCCACUAUGCCAUCUGCUGCCCCCUGCAGGCACAUCGCAGCUGGGCCACAAAGAGGUGGAACACACCCAUAGCUGUGGCCUGGGGGCUGUCACUGCUGCUCAGUCUGCCUCAGGUUUUCAUCUUCUCCCGUUCAGAAGUGGCUCCAGGUGUGUAUGAAUGUUGGGGGAACUUUGCUGAGUCUUGGGGGCUGAAAGCGUACGUUACCUGGAUGACCCUGGCUGUCUUCCUCCUUCCCGUCCUCAUCAUUGCUUUCUGUCAGGUGCGCAUCUUCAGAGAGAUUCAUCACAACCUGUAUCUGAAAUCAGAGAGCCGUCCGUCCAGGAAAUCCCCAUCCCACAGAGGAGGCAGAAAUGUUCGGGAAAAGGGAGGAGGAGCAGGGAGGUUCUGCCUCCCCCUCGGUGUCUCCUCUUUUAUGUUCAAAGAUCAUAGGAAUUCUGACAGUUUUUACCCAAGAUCCACCUCACAACACCUUCCGAUGGGCCCACGCAGGUCCACACGGACUGAGACUCCUCCCUUAGUUUCAGUCCUGCCAUUUGACCCUAGAGCGCCCCCUGCUGCCAGCUCCAUGCGCCCACCUGAGGCCCCCCAAGGUGGACAGGUGACGGCUGCCAUGUCAAAGACUGUGAGGAUGACCCUGGUCAUCGUCGUGGUCUACUCGGUGUGCUGGGCGCCCUUCUUUAGCGUGCAGAUGUGGGCCGCCUGGUACCCUGACCCCCCCCAGAGAGAUGCAGCUUUCACCCUGCUGAUGCUGCUGGCCAGCCUAAACUCGUGCACCAACCCGUGGAUCUACUCCGCUUUCUCCAGCAGCGUCUCACCUGAGCUCCGCCUGCUGCUCUGUCGGGGGAGCUUUCAUCACAGAGGCUCUUUACCCGGAGACUCCAACACCACACACACCUCCAACGCCUGAGCAAAUGACAGCGAACACUUGGCUAAAACAGGAAAAAGGAGUUUUUGCUGCACGACUGUGACACAGAAAAAUCGGCGUAACUAUAUCAUUUAUAGCCUAUGACAGUCCUGCACUGGAUGAAACAGGGGUUAGAUGCAGGAGAGGUCCCUGAUGUGGUCAUCAUCAUCGAACUAGGUUGACUUUUUUGUCAGUAUUGUGCCAGAUUUCUCUGUCUUGUAAAACUACAAAACUUUGCCUUCAUCAGGAUUUCCUCCGUUUGUAAAAUAAGAUUGUAAAAUAAAAUUUCCUGAUUUAGCUUAGAAUAGAAUAGAAUAGAAGAGAAUAGAAGAGAAUAGAAGAGAAUAGAAGAAACAUCAUUGCCAGCAGCAGUUAAACUGUGGGUGGUCUGACAGCAGCAGUGCACAGGGCAAUAGAGUGAAAGAAAAAAGAGACAGCACAAGACGAAAGGCAAGAAACAUGGUGAUAGAAUACAAGAAAUGAAUUGAUAAAUAGAAUUAGGGAAAAGGUGAUUUACAGUUAUGUGUUCAGUGUUUGUCCAUUUUACAGAGGGAUCAUUUGGGGGGGUUUAGCAUUUGAAUGGCCCAGGGGAAGAAACUGUUUGGGAGUGUGUUGGAGUGUGAAUUGAUCGACCUGUAGCGCCGUCCUAAAGGUGUCAGGUCAACGGGUGGGGGUGGGGUUGGAUCAUCAAAGAUAGUUAUACUAUAGCUGAGAUUCUUCUUUGUCUAAUAAACAUACGCUAUAUUACUAAAAGUA